AUGGCAAAUUCUUCGCAGUCUUCUGGCCCUAGCACUACUCAAGCAGACCUUCGCCUUGAUGAACUGCUCAGGAGUCAUUUUCAGGAACAUCCACUGCCAGAGGUGACGGACGGUUAUCUGCCUGCCGGCUUCCUCGACGAGCUCGUAUGCCACCGAACCGUAAGGAAAGAGCUUGCCAUUGAGUUCGCUGAAGAGCUCGAUUCAGACGAGCUGGAUCGCUUAACAGAGAAGCUGGGGUCACUUAAGAGAUUCCUGGACCCAAAGACAGGAGUUCGGGAUGAAGACCUUCCGCUGCAAAAGGUCGACCUCGAUGAGAGGAAUAUCGACCUUCGUAAGCGUUCCGAUCCCGAGGUUCGACUUAACUGCUUUGCGGGAUGGCGCCAUAAUUCAUUGAAGUCCUUCGACGAUUGGCAAUGGACCAUGAAUGUACCAAUUUUGACGAGGGCAACCGGUUCCAAAGCACAACAUCGAAAGUUCGCCGACAGAAUCAUCUUACCGCUCAUCUCCAUGUCCAGUCCCUAUGGAGGAGGAAAUGGCGGUUACAGCGAGACAUUCAAGAUCCAAUUACACCCACGGCAUCAUGACUUCAAUUCAGCCGACCCCAAUUGUUUCUUCGCGCUGAAGAGGGUACGCUCCACCGAUACCAAGGCCUUUCAAAGGGAGCUUGAAAACUUGCGCAAGUUCGAAAACGACAAGUCGCACGAGCACCUCAUAUCUCUACUGACCACGUGGAGCCACAAGGGAUACUUUCACUUUCUCUUUCCAUGGGCUGAGUGUGACCUAUCCAAGUAUUGGGAGCUUGACAGUCAACCUGUCAUGACUGUCGGCUUGGUUCAAUGGGUUGCGAGGCAGACUACUGGCAUGGCAGACGGACUUGCUCUGAUUCACGAAUAUCCUGACCAAGUGGAUGGGACUCCUGAGAAUGCCGCAAGAUAUGGGCGCCAUGGAGAUAUUAAGCCAGCAAAUAUCUUGUGGUUUAAGGACUUGUCAGACAAUCGGGGAACUCUGGUUAUAUCCGACUUCGGCCUCGGUGAUUUUUACUACGGAGCUAUCCGAUCGGGAAUACCGAGCUCCGACAUCGCGCGAACACCCUCCUACAGACCACCGGAGUGCGAUGUAGAAGGUGCCAGUAUAUCAAGAUCCUGUGACAUCUGGACACUUGGAUGUGUUUAUGUGGAGUUUGCGACGUGGCUUCUUGGUGGCUGGGAGCUCGUUGAGCAAUUCACCGAUUAUCGUCUGACAGGCAGCUCCAUAUGGGGUCAAACGUACAUGUCGGACCUGUUCUUUGACAUCGUCGACCUCCAUGCGACUGGAAACGAGGGCAUGGGUGCAAUGGUUAAGCCAGAGGUGACAAGGUGGUUUGAUGGUCUUCACAACCAUCGAAAGUGCACGAACUACAUCCAUGACCUUCUCAUCUUGGUUCAAAACGAGAUGCUGAUAGUCGAGUCCAUCAGCCGUAAACGCGCGACGUGCAAGGCGUGGCACGCGCAGAGCAACAUGCAUAUCGCCUUGGACGCAAAAAGGGAUGGGAAGCGCAUCCAGAACAUUUCGAUGUUUUCGAUGGUGUUCCUACCCAGCAUGUUCGUUGCCACCAUAUUUUCCACGGACUCCUUCAACUGGUUCCCACCUGAAGGACAGGCCAUUAUAUCGCCGUACUUCUGGGUUCUUAUUGUCUUCUCUGCCUGUCUCACUCUGUUCAUUCUGGGUGGGUACUACAUGCUGUCUAGUAGGGUACUGAGUCUAGCCAGACUCAAGCUGAAGUGUCCCUCAUCAUUCUCCCCGGUUUAA
Messenger RNA from Colletotrichum karsti, 1788 nucleotides. RefSeq names its product protein kinase domain-containing protein. Lineage: Eukaryota; Fungi; Ascomycota; Sordariomycetes; Glomerellales; Glomerellaceae. Gene Ontology annotation, molecular function: protein serine/threonine kinase activity; ATP binding. Gene Ontology annotation, biological process: peptidyl-threonine phosphorylation; peptidyl-serine phosphorylation. The transcript has 6 exons. The record is from RefSeq and is a predicted model, not a curated record. The coding region runs from base 1 to 1788 and encodes 595 amino acids.